Molecule: messenger RNA, 675 nt
Organism: Triticum urartu
Lineage: Eukaryota; Viridiplantae; Streptophyta; Magnoliopsida; Poales; Poaceae
Source: RefSeq, a predicted model, not a curated record
AUGAAGAGCAGCACCACGAUUGUUGUCAAUGGCAGCUCCGAGAUGGACACGUUGCUCAGCCGGCAGCAAGAGCUUCUGCUGCAGCUCCGUGCGCUGAUCCUGCCUGCGCUUCGCUACGUGGACGGCAGGUCGGCCGACCUCGCGAUCGGCCUCUUCGACAAUGUGAUCAACUACAUCGCUGUCGUCAUGUCCAGGCUCCAGGGGAUUAGUACCCAAGCAGACCGUCAUAGAUCGGCGACGGCACCCUUCGACCUCGCCAACGUUUACGUAAUUUCGCCCAACCCCGGCGAGGGACAAGAGGAGAAGCCUAUGAUCAGCAACAUUGGUCAGAAGAGAAGGAGAAACAACGACAGGCGAUCAAGAUCACUUGUAACAGUUGUUCCACAUUAUGAUGGCCAUCAUUGGAGAAAAUAUGGGCAGAAAAACAUAAACGACAGGGAACAUGCUAGGAGCUACUAUAGAUGCGCCUACACAGAACGGAAUUGCGCAGCAACCAAGACAAUUCAGCAACAGGAUCAAAACACAUCUCUUAACUAUGAAGAGGAAGAUGCAAAGUACAAUGUUGUGUACUUAGGUCAUCACACUUGCAGCGAUGACAACACUACAAAUGGCGCGAAGAAUGACCCUCAUAUGGACCUAAUUCGAAAUGAGAAAAUGGUGGGAUCAGUAACAUAA